Mizuhopecten yessoensis (Yesso scallop) is the source of this 478-nucleotide messenger RNA. Its product is annotated as cleavage stimulation factor subunit 3-like. Gene Ontology annotation, molecular function: protein binding; mRNA binding. Gene Ontology annotation, biological process: mRNA 3'-end processing. The record is from RefSeq and is a predicted model, not a curated record. The transcript is spliced from 4 exons. NCBI's taxonomy places the organism in Eukaryota, Metazoa, Mollusca, Bivalvia, Pectinida, Pectinidae. The annotation marks the transcript as partial. Gene Ontology annotation, cellular component: nucleus.
GGAUGCUGUUGGAUCAUAUGCAGAGAACCAGCGCAUCACAGCUGUGAGGAAGGUGUACCAGCGAGGUGUGGUCAACCCAAUGAUCAACAUAGAGGCCCUUUGGAAGGACUACUGUGCAUACGAAAAUAACAUAAAUCCACUGAUUGCGAAAAAGAUGACAGAAGAUCGAGGAAGAGAUUACAUGAAUGCCCGAAGAGUUGCCAAGGAGUACGAAGCUGUGACUCGAGGACUCAACAAAAGUCUUCCCUCCAUUCCUCCAUCCAACUCACCAGAGGAGGCACAACAGGUUGAGCUGUGGAAAAAGUACAUAGCCUGGGAGAAAGGCAACCCGCUAAGGACAGAAGAUCAUGCUCUCAUCACGAGACGAGUGAUGUUUGCCUAUGAGCAGAGCUUGCUGUGUCUAGGGCAUCACCCAGACAUCUGGUACGAGGCAGCCUCCUACCUAGAGGAAUCCAGUAAAAUCCUUACAGAGAAAGGA